CAGCCACAUGAACAACCACGCCAUUUUCAUUUCACCACGCCGAUAACACCACGACUACUGGACCACUGUCUCUCUCGCUCAUGGAAAGUUAAGCUACAUUCCUCUCUACUUCACAAUUCUCCGCAAGUGACAAUUCGAAACUUUCUGACCAUCAUCGCUCUCUUCGCAGGUUGUUGUGUACGACGAGUCCACCUCUUCAUUCUUCACGGUAACCCAUCUCGGGCUACCGCGGUCGUCCGAAGACGACAUCGACAUUCCUUCUUGUGACACUCACUCGAAGUACAUUCCAUACCUCCCAUUCAUUCUUCGACAAGCUUCUCUAUCUCCUUCGAUAGCCUAAGUUCGCCCAUCCGAGCACAGCGGACUGCUGCAUCUCUCCUAAACCCUCCCUCCCGGCCCUUCGGGAGCCGUUGGAGACAUUCCAGACAAGAGAAGCACGCCUCCUGCUGAUCCCGCCGGACGGCACCAUAAUUCAAAAUGGCUGGAGCACGGUUUUCCGUGAGUCUGCAAAGACUCAUCCCCUGGCUCGGCUACCACCACAUCCUCAUGCUCCUCAUCGCUAUCGCCAUCAUCCUCCUCUCCUUCCUCCUCGCCGGCUGCUCCUCCACCUCCCCCCUCAUCCCCGGCAUCUUCCUCCUCUCCCUCUACUACGAGAAAUACACCCCCACCUACGAUCCCGCCCAGGUCGAGCCCGGCGUCACCGCUGCCAUCGCCAACAUCGUCGGCCAGGCCCAGCUGGAGGUGCGGGUCGGGUACUUCGGUAUCUGCGUGACGCCUGAUGGUGGUGGCUUCCUGUGCGCGAACAACGCGACUGCGUUGGCACAGCAGAUUACGAUGGAUCAGGAUCCGUUGAAUUUGGUGUGGGUGGCGAGCACGUUUAAAGACGCGGUGGUGUUCCCGUACCUGAUCAUCGUCGCCAUCAUCCUCGCCUUCAUCGUCUUCGUCCUCCUCGCUACCUUCCCCGGCUGGCACUCCGAGCGCGACCAAGUCACCGGCUCCGACAUCGACGUCAAGCCGUUCCCCUCCCGACCUGUUUCCCAAGUGGCCCUGGCGCUCAUCUUCAUCACGUCUAUCUUCAUCCUCGUGUCCGUGCUGUGGCAACACACCGCGUCGGUGGCGGCGGCGGUGAUCGCGCAGGAUUUCGGGAACGGGAACGUCAAGAGCGGGGUGGGAACAUCGUCGAUGGUGUUGGGGUGGUUUAGCUUUGCGUUGUUAGUCAUCGUGACGAUUGGGUUAUUGGUGAUGAUUAUUAGUAUCGUGGUGUUGGAUAAAUUGACGGAUGGGGCGUGAGGUGGAUUUGACUGAGGUGGAUAAUUGAUGAAGCGAUCAGUUGUCAAGAAUCCGUGGGGAUGCAGUUAUAUAUACACAGACCGAGGAAUGAGAAAGACGAGACGCGACGCGGAAUGGACGACAGGGAGCAUGCAUGGAUUGGGAACAUACCGUGCCUUGGUGCACAUUGGCGAAAUUGGGAUGGAAAAGAAGGAAUGGAAUGCGGAAUGCGUCGCCGCGAUUGAUCGGUGGACAGCAAUUCCAUUCUUACUCCGGGAAUCAACCGGACUGCAUGCGAAGGC
Messenger RNA from Eremomyces bilateralis CBS 781.70, 1571 nucleotides. Its product is annotated as membrane fusion mating protein FIG1. Lineage: Eukaryota; Fungi; Ascomycota; Dothideomycetes; Eremomycetales; Eremomycetaceae. The coding region runs from base 478 to 1290 and encodes 270 amino acids. The transcript is spliced from 3 exons. Gene Ontology annotation, cellular component: membrane; mating projection tip. The record is from RefSeq and is a predicted model, not a curated record. Gene Ontology annotation, biological process: conjugation with cellular fusion.